Messenger RNA from Pecten maximus, 1279 nucleotides. RefSeq names its product VPS35 endosomal protein sorting factor-like. Gene Ontology annotation, cellular component: endosome. The record is from RefSeq and is a predicted model, not a curated record. The annotation marks the transcript as partial. The transcript is spliced from 12 exons. Gene Ontology annotation, biological process: endocytic recycling. NCBI's taxonomy places the organism in Eukaryota, Metazoa, Mollusca, Bivalvia, Pectinida, Pectinidae.
AAAAGUAUUAUAAGGAGGAGGAACACUGAAAAAGUCAUGUGACAUACUUGUACAAAAUGGCGACAUACGAAUGGUUUCCGAAAAGAAGAAACUACCAUCUAGAAGCUAGGAAAGAAAAUCUACAAUUGGAGGAGGCUACCAGUCAUCCUUUAAAAACUAUCAGUGUUGUGGAAGUAAAAAGCACCGAAAAACGCGGAACACCUAUAAAGGGGACUGGUGCCAGCAAAGUUGUAAAGACAGAGACUUUUGACCCAUUGAGUUCAGCACUGGAGGGUUCAGACCCAUUGUCUAUGUUUGCUGCUGAAGUCCAGACUAAAAGUGCAUCCAAAACCCGCAGCUCGAGUCUAAAGGAGACUAAAAUAGGCCACAAUCCAAGUGAUGACUUGGAUGAGACGUUUGAACCAUGGAGUGCCAAGAAAGCUAGCAUUCUUACCAAGUACAGUACCUCAGAAAAGCUUUCUAUUACCACCAGCUUCCUGUCUGCAUCAGAUAAGGAAAAAGUUGUCAUCAAGGCAGUGACGGCGACCACAGUGACAGAUAAAGUGAGAAACAGACUGGAACAGUUAGAUGAUUUUGAGGAGGGAUCUGUUCAGGAGAUGUUGAACCUUAGUCAGCAGGAUUAUGUGAACCGCAUUGAUGAACUGAAUCAGGCUCUCAUAAAUGCCUGGGACAAUGACCAGAGAGUAAAAGCUCUCAAGAUAGCCAUCCAGUGUUCCAAAUUAUUAGCUGACACGUCUGUGAUCCAGUUCUACCCCAGCAAGUUUGUCCUUAUCACUGACAUACUGGACACGUUUGGAAGAUUGGUGUAUGACAGGCUGAAGGAAAAGGCUGUGUAUUAUCCACCAGGCAGUGGAGUACCUGUGAAACUACCAGACAAUUUUACACCAGACCAGGUGCCAGAGUCUGCCAAGGAAACAUGUCGGAACUGGUUUUACAAGAUAGCUUCGAUACGGGAGCUUAUACCUAGGUUCUACGUGGAAACAGCCAUUCUGAAAUGUUACAGUUACCUCAAUCAAGGGGAGUACAGAGAUGCAUUGAACAGAUUGAUGGCCAUGAUCAAAGGAAUUGGAGAUCCACUAGUGGCUAUUUAUGCUCGCUGUUAUCUAAGCAGGGUUGGCAUGCUGAUAGCUCCUAUGAUUAGCGACCAUCUGAUGCCUUGCUUUGAUGAUUUCCUUGCCUCUUAUGCACAAAUCCAAGGUGACCACGUACAGAAUGUACUAGCUAUACAGAAGCUGGAAAUGCCUAAAUACCUGACUCUGUUCUCCCCCGCCCUCGACUG